This is a messenger RNA of Schistosoma turkestanicum, 1223 nucleotides long. Lineage: Eukaryota; Metazoa; Platyhelminthes; Trematoda; Strigeidida; Schistosomatidae. The record is from the annotation of a GenBank genome assembly.
CAAGGACGACGGUAUUGUAUAGUUAUAUUCAGAGCCACAUUUGAAUGUAGUUGUCCAGGUUUGUACUCGUAAUGAUUAAAGGAUGAGUAUCCUGAAGAAUAUGGACUGGUGUGCUGGUAAAGGUGGUGGUAAAAUAUAUGAGUCGUCUGUUGAAUUUCAAGACGGCACUAAUGUUUAUGACAUAUCCAUCGCGACGAAGGUCGAAGACUAUUACUCCCUUAAAGUUCUUAUCUUUUAUGUAUAUUGUAUUCUAUAAAUUUCAGAGCGAUUUGGUUGAUUUGAUGUCAUCCUUACUAAUUAAAGAAUUCGAUGCUGAGAACAGGAAGUUAUUGGGAAUACUGAUUGAUAAGUGUCUUCGAAAAGACCCUGAAUUCAUACUCAAAGUUGCCCUUUGUUUCCAUAAAUUAUUAGAUAUUGGAAAAGCUGCUAAUAUUUUGAUUGCGAUAGCUUGUUUUUAUGAAGAAUGUCGUGUUUUUAUAGAGAAGUAUUAUAAUGCUUGCAUUUGUACGCCUUUCGAUUGGAUAGAAGUUGCUGAGUUCUAUGCAUCACUUAGCGGUGAUCUUAAACUCAAAAGAAUGCCAAAAGCAUUGAGAAAGUGUAUGGUUUCGAAAUUUGGUGAAUUUGAUCAGAAUCAACUAGCUCGUUGCAAACGAAGGUUGAGCGAUAAAUGCUUUCACAAGUCCAAGAUUAGUGGAGGAGUUGCAGGUGGUAUAAUGGUGGACAUUGCAACGGACAGUUUGCAGUCGAGACUGGUUGAUCCUUCUCCGAUAUCGUUUACAUUGAAAGACGUCGUUCGUAAAUUGCAUAUAUCAAGACCUGCGUUUAACGUCAUGUGUAUUCUUGGAAAGCUAUAUCCCGCUGAUAUUACUGCUUUUUCUAAAAUGGGUCUAGAAGGGGAUUGGGACGCUAGUAAAGGUGGUGUACGCAUGAAACUUCCUAUUCAAUCUAAAUGGAAAUUAGGACUAGCUGCAGGUAAAAGCCGUACCACUUGGGCAAAGAUCAUAAUGUCUGGCGAUCUGUGUCACGAAUCAAUUCUAACAAACUUAAAAGGUAUCCUAUGCUCACGCAUUCCUCAAGGUGGACAUGAUAUUGUUUUACAGAGAUUGUCAAAUCCGGUGAGUGUUUAUAGCUCAAGCCUUUUAUCUAUGCGGUUUAUUAUUUUAUCUUUCAGCCAUAUUAAUCCAAAACUUGAACAGCGUUUAGUGACUACUACAUUAGAGUGA